UCAUGCAACACAGCACAUACAGUAUGCUUUGGAACUACUUUAACCAACUGUACAUAAGGAUCUACUACUGAGAAGAAGAUGACUAGUAACUACUAUCCUUACUCCAAGUUCACUCGGGUGUGGAUCCCCGACCCAGACGAGGUCUGGAAGGCAGCAGAGAUCACCAAAGACUACAAGGAGGGAGAUCCCAUUCUGCACCUCAAACUAGAGGAUGAAACGCCUCUGGAAUAUCCCAUUAGUCCCAAGAAUAACCCUCUUCCUUUCCUACGAAAUCCCGACAUCCUGGUUGGAGAGAAUGACCUCACAGCUCUCAGCUACUUGCAUGAACCUGCAGUCCUACACAACCUUAAAGUUCGUUUCCUGGAGUCCAACCACAUCUACACAUACUGCGGAAUUGUGCUUGUUGCCAUCAACCCCUAUGAACAGCUACAGAUUUAUGGGGAGGAGGUCAUCAAUGCUUAUACUGGCCAAAACAUGGGAGACAUGGACCCACACAUUUUUGCUGUGGCUGAGGAGGCAUACAAGCAGAUGGCCAGAGACGAGAGGAACCAGUCCAUCAUAGUGAGUGGGGAAUCUGGGGCAGGGAAGACCGUCUCUGCAAAGUAUGCCAUGCGCUUCUUCGCCACAGUGGGGGGGUCAGCUAAUGACACAAAUGUUGAGGAGAAGGUGCUGGCCUCCAGUCCUAUCAUGGAGGCUAUUGGAAAUGCAAAAACAACUCGAAAUGACAACAGCAGUCGGUUUGGAAAGUACAUUCAGAUCUGUUUUAGCAGGCAUUACCACAUCAUAGGUGCCAACAUGCGCACAUAUCUUCUGGAGAAGUCUAGAGUUGUUUUUCAGGCAGAGGAUGAGAGGAAUUACCACAUAUUCUACCAGCUCUGUGCUUCCUCCAGUUUACCAGAGUUCAAAGACCUCGGCCUCACCAGUGCAGAAGACUUCACAUACACAUCUUUAGGAGAAAAUAUUUUCAUUGAGGGAGUGAAUGAUGCUGAAGACUUGAUAAAAACAAGAGAAGCCUUCACACUACUGGGUAUAAAAGAUAACAAUCAAAGCAGUAUUUUUAAAAUUAUUGCAUCCAUCCUGCAUCUUGGCAACGUAGAGAUCUGUUCAGAGAGAGACGGGGAGUCCUGCCACAUCUCAGGUAACGAUCCCCACCUUAAACAUUUCUGCAGGCUUCUUGGUGUGGAGCUGCAGCAAAUGGAGCACUGGCUCUGCCACAGGAAGUUAGUCACCGCAUCAGAGACAUAUGUCAAGAACAUGUCCUGCAAACAGGCAGCUAACGCUCGUGAUGCUCUUGCCAAACACAUCUACGCUCGCAUGUUUGACUGGAUAGUUGAACACAUUAAUGUGGCUCUGCACACAUCCUCCAAACAGCACUCCUUCAUUGGGGUUUUGGACAUUUAUGGGUUUGAAACCUUUGAAGUGAACAGUUUUGAGCAGUUCUGCAUUAACUAUGCCAACGAGAAACUUCAACAGCAGUUCAACUCGCACGUGUUCAAAUUGGAGCAGGAGGAGUACAUGAAGGAACAGAUCCCCUGGACAUUGAUAGACUUCUACGAUAAUCAGCCCUGCAUUGACCUGAUUGAGGCGAAACUGGGCAUUCUGGAUUUGUUGGAUGAAGAGUGCAAAGUGCCAAAGGGAACAGACCAGAACUGGGCCCAGAAGCUGUAUAAGCAGCACUCCAGCAGCGCUCACUUUCAGAAACCACGCAUGUCCAACACCUCCUUCAUCAUCAUACACUUUGCUGAUAAGGUUGAAUAUCAGUGUGAGGGUUUUCUGGAAAAGAACAGAGACACUGUCUACGAGGAGCAGAUCAACAUUUUGAAAGCCAGUCAGUUUCAGCUUGUGGCAGAUCUGUUCCAUGAGAAAGAGGACGGACCGGCCCAAAAAUCCUCCAGAGUCAACGUCCGUUCAGCCAAGUCCGUUCCAAAAGCUCCCAACAAAGAGCACAGGAAGACCGUAGGCCACCAGUUCCGCAACUCACUUCACCUUCUCAUGGAGACGCUGAAUGCCACGACACCUCAUUAUGUCCGCUGCAUCAAGCCUAAUGAUUAUAAGGAAGCAUUCUCGUUUGACUCGAGGCGAGCAGUGCAGCAGCUCAGGGCAUGUGGGGUUCUGGAGACGAUCCGCAUCAGUGCAGCUGGAUAUCCUUCAAGAUGGACGUACCCGGAUUUCUUUAACAGAUACCGAGUCCUGAUGAAAAAAUCAGACAUGACUGUAGCAGACAAGAAGCUGGUGUGUAAGAAUCUGCUGGAGACGCUGAUUAAGGAACCUGACAUGUUCCAGUUUGGUAAGACCAAGAUCUUCUUCAGAGCCGGUCAAGUAGCCUAUUUGGAGAAGCUGAGGGCCGACAAGUUCCGUGCGGCAUGCAUUAAGAUCCAGAAGACAGUGCGAGGGUGGUUGCAGAGAGUUCGAUACCGCAAGAUUAGAAAGUCUGCUAUCACUAUUCAGAGAUAUGGACGAGGAUACCUGGCCCGCCGAUACGCUGAGUACCUGCGCCUCACUCGUGCUGCCAUCAUCUGUCAGAAACAGUAUCGUAUGGUGAGAGAUCGACGGGCGUAUCUGAGAGUGAGGCAGGCUGUUAUCACCAUCCAGGCCUACACCAGAGGGAUGUACACACGCAGGAUUUACUGGGAGUUCUUGCUGCACCACAAGGCUAUGAUUAUUCAGAAGACCGUCCGCGGCUGGCUGCAGAGGAAGAAAUUCAGAAGAGCACGAGAUGCUGCCAUCAUUAUCCAGUGCGCAUUCAGACGGAUGCGAGCAAAACGACAACUUAAACAACUCAAGAUCGAAGCAAGGUCUGCUGAACAUCUGAAGAAGCUCAACACUGGAAUGGAAAAUAAGAUCGUGCAGCUUCAGAGGAAGAUGGAUGAGCAGACCAAGGAGUACAAGUCACAGACUGAGCAGCUGUUGUUGGCGAAUACUACUCUGGGUACAGAGGUGAACAAGCUGCAGAAGGAGCUGGAGCAUGUCCGGAGUCAACAAGGUGAUGGCAAUCAGAUAACCUCCCUUCAGGAUGAGCUGGAGAGGCUGAGGGCGGAGCUGCGGGAGGCGUAUGCUCAGAGGAAGAGAUUGGAGGAGGAGCACAACAGCGAGAAACUAGGUUUGACGCAGAGGGUGGAGGAGCUGGAGAGGGAAAAUUCUUUGCUUAAAAGUGAAAAGGAAGAGAUGAACCAAAGGAUUCUGCAGCACUCCAAGAGCACUGAAGAUGAGGAAAGCAGCGUGUCUCAGAAAGAAGCAUCUUUGCAGUCUGAGUUGGAUGACGAGAGACAGCGCUACCAGAAUCUCCUCAAAGAGUUUUCCAGACUAGAGCAGAGAUAUGAAAACCUGAAGGAGGAGGUCUCCCUGACCAAGUUCCACCCGGGCCACAGGAGGAAUCCAUCCAAUCAGAGCAGCCUGGAGUCUGACUCUAACUAUCCCUCUGUCUCCACCUCAGAGGUUGGAGAUACUGAAGACUCUAUUCAGCUGGUGGAGGAGAUGGGAGUGGAAAAGGCUGCAAUGGACAUCAGCCUGUUCAUGAAGCUGCAAAAACGAGUCAGAGAGCUGGAGCAGGAGAGGAAGAGACUCCAGAUGAAUGUUGACAAGAUGGAGGAGCUUGUCAAACACAAGAGCACUGAACCAAGAAGUCCUACCUCUGAGCAGGAGACUGCAGAUCUGACUUACAAUAACCUCAAGAGACAAGAGCUGGAGACAGAGAACAAGAAACUUAAGAAUGACUUAAACGAGCUGAGGAAGACCAUAGCUGAGCGCGCGUCCCAAAACAGCUCAUCGAAUGAGCUCCAGGACAGUUACAACCUCCUGCUCAGUCAGCUGAAGUCGGCCAAUGAGGAGCUGGAUGCACGUAAGGAGGAAGUGCUGAUUCUCAGGACUCAGAUAGUCAGCACGGCCCAGCAACAAGAGAAGAAUGGCCAUAUACAGGAAAGUAAUAAUAUGCCUGAACUGAACAACAGUAAAGAGCCGAUCGACAAAGAAGAGGCAGUCAAAGCAUAUCAUGGACUGUGCGAGUCCAAAAAUAAAACACAGGACUGGGGUUAUUUGAAUGAAGAUGGAGAGCUGGGUUUGGCUUACCAGGGGCUAAAACAAGUGGCCAGGCUGUUAGAGGCCCAACUUCAGUCUCAGUCCAGACAACACAAGGAUGAACUUGAAGCACUUCACACCCAGAUCGAAUUGCUGAAAGGUGACAUUGAGAAGAAGCAGGAAAUACUGAACUACACCAUGUCCCUGUCGCCAGAGGCCCAGGUGGAGUACAGCAUCCAGCAGGAGAUCACACGCCUCACUAAUGACAACCUGGAUCUGAAAGAACUGGUAGAGAAACUGGAAAAGAAUGAGAGGAAGUUGAAGAAGCAGCUGAGGAUCUACAUGAAGAAGGUCCAGGAGCUUGAAGCUCUGCAGGCCACCACAGCUCAGGUCAGCAAGGCUAAACCUGAACUCAGCCGUCAAGUCACAGUGCAGCGGAAAGAGAAAGAAUUUGAGGGGAUGCUGGAGUACUGCAAAGAGGACGAGGCCCUGUUAGUCAAAACUCUGAUUACUGACAUCAGGCCCAGCACGGUGUCAGCUACAGUCCCGUGCCUUCCAGCAUACAUUCUCUUCAUGUGCAUUCGCCAUGCAGACUACAUCAAUGAUGAUCAGAAGGUGGAGGCUCUCCUCACCUCCACAAUUAACGCCAUCAAGAAGGUCCUUAAGAAAAACAACGAUGACUUUGAGAUGACAUCCUUCUGGCUGGCCAACACAAGUCGCCUCCUUCACUGUCUGAAACAGUAUAGUGGAGAUGAGGUGUUCAUGACUCAGAACACUCCCAAACAGAAUGAACACUGCCUGAAAAACUUUGACCUGGCAGAGUACAGGCAGGUACUGAGUGACCUCUCCAUCCAGAUCUACCAGCAGCUCAUUAAGGUGGCAGAAGGCAUCAUACAGCCCAUGAUCGUGUCAGCCAUGCUAGAGAGUGAAAGCAUCCCGAGCCUGGCCGGGGUGAAGCCCAUGGGCUACAGGAACCGCUCCUCCAGCAUGGACAACGACGGCUCUGGCCCCAGCAGCUACACCCUGCAGGCCCUCAUCAGGCAGGUCGGACAGUUUCACGGCAUCAUGUGUGACCACGGCCUCGACCCUGAGAUCAUCGGCCAAGUCGUCCGGCAGCUCUUUCACUGCAUCAACGCUAUCACCCUCAACAACCUGCUGCUCCGCAAGGACGUCUGCUCCUGGAGCACCGGCAUGCAGCUCAGGUACAAUACAAGUCAGAUGGAGGAGUGGCUCAGAGGAAAUAACCUGUACCACAGUAAAGCUGCAGCCACUCUGGAGCCCAUCAUCCAGGCUGCUCAGCUGCUGCAGGUCAAGAAGAAAACCUCCCAGGAUGCCGAGGCUAUCUGCUCCCUCUGCACUGCCCUCACCACGCAGCAGAUUGUUAAAAUCCUCAACCUUUACACACCGCUGAAUGAAUUUGAGGAAAGAGUCACUGUGUCUUUCAUUCGUAACAUUCAGAAUCGUCUCCAGGACAGAAAUGAUCCCCCACAGCUUUUGGUGGACACCAAGCAAACGUUCCCUGUCCUCUUCCCAUACACUCCCUCUGCUCUCAGCCUGGAGACGCUGCACAUUCCUGCCUCCCUCAGUCUGGACUUCCUCAGCAGAGUCUGACACAAACCUCUGCAUGAACUUGCUACACGUAACAACAGCCCUAAAGAGGUCCGAGGAUGGAGAGAGACAAACUUACUGAAAAUGGUUUUUAUGGUCUUGGCUUUCUCUGACAAUCUGAAGCCUCACUGAUGUCUUUAUGAGUGAGAGAGGCUUUUCGUUAACCCAGUCAGGCACAUUUUCUCUUUGUUUUGGGUUAAUUUGACCACGCAGGAAUCACAGAUGGGUGUGAAUAAGUCAGGUUUAUCAAAGGACAUCAGAGAUUUUCUAUACAGAACUGAAUCGAUGAUCACUCAUAAGCUAAUUUUCCACGUGCCUCAAAUUUCUCCAAAAGCAGAGACCAGCAGAGCAGCUCUGCAAUGCGGAGCAGAUUACAUCCCACUGUGUCUCAUGCCUUGAGGACUUCUCUGUCCUCAGUGUACCCCUUCACCGUACCCACAGAUUUUCCUCUUCUGCAUCAGAGCUGAUAUAUUCCAUUAUGUGGUUCCUCUGCAGUCCAUGAUGCAAACCAGACCCUGAUGGUCCAGGUGAACCUGUGUGUUCAGGCCUGGCCUCAUUAAGUAAAGUUUGGACAGAACAAUGGAAGUUUAAUGCAGGUCUGACCAAUGAAAGUUCAAAGAAGGAAAAUGAAAGUGUGUAGCAGCUGCUGAUCUUAAAAAAGAUGCAAAGUGUGAAAUUUCAGGAAAGUCGAAGAGGUGUUUGAAGGGAGACAAACUCUGGAGGUGCUGUAAGUCGUGAGUUAAAAGACAGACAGUUAAGUGUGUUGUGUUGCUGCUGCUAUCCUCUGUUUGUGGAUCCAUAAUACUGAGUCAAGAUUAUACUCAAUUCUGCCAACCUUGUACAGAUAAAGUAAGGAAUCAAAAGUUAAAAAAAAACAAACUACUUUUGCUGCUUUUCUUCUGUGUCCUUUUGUCCUGCCUUGUCUGUCCACAGUGAUCAUCUCCUCUGUUUAAAAUGCCAAUCACCUGGAUGUGUACAAUAAUACACAUUACACUGUCAUUUUAUCUCAUGAUUUGACUGUGUGAAUAUGCAUGUGGAAAAUCCUUUCACUGGGACAUUUUCUAUUCUUUGGCUCAUUUGGAGCAUUUUUCCUUUUCUGAUCUUUACAACCUCCUGAUGACACUAAUUGCUAAAUAGUCAAAAGACAAAUCUGAUAUUCAGGUAGGGCCACUCUGCUGCCCCCUGCUGUCAGCUACAAGCACAGUUUUCUACAAUCAGAUUACAUUACUCAGAGACUGUUGCUGAUAGUAGCAUUAGGUCUGAGAAUAACGUCUUGCACUUGUAGAUAUCAUUACAAAUAAACACACUAGAUUUAGAGCAUAUCUGUGCCAUUCAGAGUGAACACAUCUAUAUUGUGUGAGUGAAGUACUACUGAAUGCUGUGUAUCUGAAGACGUAUAUGAAUGUUGUGUGGAAAAAAGCUAUCACUGGAUCAUUAAACACUUUGAUUACACACAUGGCUACUUCAUAUAUAUCAUACAUAGUUAUAAAUUCAGAAUCCCUCAACUUCUUAGUAGUUUCAUGUACUAUCAUCUCGUCAUCUCUGGUUUUGUAACAGUUCUUACAAUGCCUAUUUUACAAUGAAGUUCUUGAGAUUGAAACAGCCAGGUUUGUUGAUGGUGUUGGAAACAAUGUAAAUGUACAUAAAUGUCACUAAAUGAAGUACAAAGUUAUGACUGUAUUUCAGAGAAUAUAUUUUGAACAGGAAGUAACAAUGACUCAGAAAUACAAAUGUUUUUUAUGGUAAUUAAUUCAUAGUUUGAUCUCAUACACAUCUGCAGUCUUCCCAUCUUCAUCAUGAUCGUCACUGAAAUGAUUUGCUUUUGUUUUCAUGCACAAUGUAAUAUAUCAGUUGCCUUUACAACUGUUUUUUGAAGACAAAUAAAUAGGAAGAGCAGAUAAUCACCUCUGCCUGCAAA
Molecule: messenger RNA, 7540 nt
Organism: Sphaeramia orbicularis (orbiculate cardinalfish)
Lineage: Eukaryota; Metazoa; Chordata; Actinopteri; Kurtiformes; Apogonidae
Gene: myo5b
Product: myosin VB
Exons: 40
Coding region: 79-5625 (1848 amino acids)
Biological process (GO): actin filament organization
Cellular component (GO): membrane; myosin complex; cytoplasm
Molecular function (GO): actin filament binding; microfilament motor activity; ATP binding
Source: RefSeq, a predicted model, not a curated record